Salvia hispanica is the source of this 2616-nucleotide messenger RNA. The record is from RefSeq and is a predicted model, not a curated record. Lineage: Eukaryota; Viridiplantae; Streptophyta; Magnoliopsida; Lamiales; Lamiaceae.
AUGAGACUAUGCAUAUAUUUUUUAGUUGUAAUUAGCAAUUUAAGAGUGAGUUACAAUAUAAUACAUUUUUAUUAUUUUGUCUUACAUGUGGAAACCAAUUUGCUGCCAUCGAUUUGUACCCUGUUGAGUGAUCAUCUUCCGAGAGAGCUUGAUUUUGGUAAGGUUCGCAGAAUCUCGCCUUUAGGCAUUACUUUGGAGUCGUGCUCGAUUGGCCCUCACAGUGAAGAGUUCGCUUGUGGUGAGGUUCCCACCGUCAAGCUGCGUAUUCGUCCGUUUGCGAGCCUCAGAAGGGGGAAAAUAGUUGUUGAUGCUGUUUUGUCAAGUCCAAGUUUGUUGGUAGCACAAAAGAAGAACUAUACUUGGUUGGGAAUACCCUAUUUGGAAGGUGUUCCCCAGAGGCACUUGUCCGCUGAAGAGGGAAUCGAUCAUCGUACAAGAACAAGGAGGCUUGUGAGGGAGGAAGCCACGGUUCGUUGGGAAAGGGAAAGAGAUGAUGCAGCUAAAGUAUCUGCUGAGAAUGGUUAUAUCAUUUCAGAGUGUGAAUCUGUCCUGCCUGAGGAUGAUACUUACAAGGAGCACAUGGCUGGACCGACAAGGACAAGGCUAGGGACUCCCGAUACUUUCCAUUAUACAGAUGAGAAAUUGCAGUGGAGAGACCAUCACUGUAUGGAUGCUGGUGCCGAGUAUGAUUUGAAGCAUGCUGAUUUAGAGAGAUCAUUUGGUGCAAAAGUUUCAAGCCUUGAAAACAGCAUCUGGUCCAGGAUAAUGCCUGGAUCUGUGAGGCAUAAGUUCAAGAGGAAGGCCAACGGUAGGGAUUUAUCUAUGAGUAAUAUCGCUUCUAAAAGGCGACUUCUUGAGUGCAGUGCAUCCGCAGCACGUUCAUUUUUUGAAGGAUCUGUAGGCUUUGAUUCUCGCAAAAUGGAUUGUUCCAUGACAGGCAGCGAUGAUGCUGAUUUUUCUUGUUCUGAGGGGACCCAGUUCAAAGGAGAUCAGAGAGCUGUGUAUCAGGAUGUAAAGGUUGACAAUAGUGUUGGUGGUAGAGAUGAUGAACUUGCUGUAGAUUUACCGACAAAUAAUGAUAUCUUUGAGGCAGACAGACUGAUUUUGUUUCUCGAGUAAUUUUAGAAAUUCCAUCUAGAAAUCGGAUGGAUAAGGCUCAAGAUCCGUUUCUCUUUACUUUGGUGAAACUUAGUAAAGUUAAAAACUACAGUGACAAAUUUUCAUCAGUAAAAACUGUUAGAGGAACAAGAAACACUAAUAAUAGUGGCAUAAACAAUGAAUAUCUUGAAGGAGAUAAUACAGUAGAAACAGAUGUCAGGUUGGUCAAGGAGGUGGAUAAUGUUGAAGAUGACAUCUCGGGCACUCAGGGCUCUGGUGCCUCUAGUAGUUCCAGUCGUACUGAGGUUGAGUCUUCAAGUUCAUUUAGUUUUUUGGAAAAUUUCCACCAUUGAGUUCACAGUUGGGCCUGUCCACUGCCUAUGAAAACUUCACAGCAUUUACUUGACAAUCCUUGGGAAAGGCUGAAGUCUGAGAUCAGGGAGGGAUUUGAACAAAUAUCGACAGAAAUAGUCGACGAGAUUGGUGGAGAAAAUACUUCAGGCAUAGAGAAAAUGAUUUCUGUAGUUCUUGACUCGGUACAUUGUCAUACAGAACCAAGGAAGAAAUAUGCUGCUUGAAAGAUCAAUUUAAAUCCUUUGGUGUUUUGGCUAUCUCCUAAGGAAUUCACUAAGAAUACAUUAGCAUGAUGUUUGUUGGAAACUAUGAUGCUUGGUUUACUUGUCUGAAACAAUACUUUUUUGUCAAAUCUUUCAAAAUUCGAAAUAUGUUUAAGGAUAGUGGUUGUGUUAAACUUCUUCAAUCGAAAAGACCUUGAGAAAAAAAGUGAAACGCUAAAUUAUCUGGUUGUUUAUACUUUAUUUGAGCAUGGAUUUUACAUUUGUAGGCAUAUCUUGUGCCAAUUUUCUUACAGAUGUGGGAUUCCUUACUCCAAUUAUUUGGUUUUAAUUGCUGUUCCUUUUAUAGAGAAAUGAGAAGUUUCAGAAUCACUACGUGCGUGUGCGUUGCGUGUGCAUGUGCAGCUUAGUGGAAAUUGUAAAAUGUGGAGAUCAGAUUUGACAUCUGAAGAUGGUGGAUGGUUGUCCACUGAUGGAGCAGAAAUGGCAUGCCAACUUGAAAAUUGCAAAUCUCUUUGUUCCGAGCUUCCAAUUUCAUGGUCUAAAGGAAGAGCUAGCGGCGAGGUGCUUCUCUGACUUCAUAUUUUAAUCGUCUCUGGUUAACGAUAUCUUAGCUUGUAUAUGCAUGUCACGGGGAGAAAGCUUUCCUAAUCUUCAUGGACAACUUGAUGUAACGGGGUUGACCUUUCACAUGAAGGAUGUUUAUGCAAGCUUGUUUUUCCGAGCCCAGCGAAUAUUUUUGCAUAAUGCAAGGGGAUGGUUUGGUGAUAUUCCAUUAGAAGCAUCUGGGGAUUUCGGCAUUGAUCCAGAGCAAGGAGAAUACUCCCCCGUCCACGAAAAAUAGGGCACAUUUGCUAUUUUUGGUUGUCCACGAAAAAUAGGGCACAUUCAAAAAAGGAAAGUUUUCAACAACUUCUCUCUUACUAAUAAUAUGGACUCCACA